CAGCAGGGCAUUCAAACUCACUUCCUGCAUCGCAGACUCUGAGUCUGGUGGGAAAUGACAUCACAGGAUCUGAGUUGGGGCCUGAUGCCAAAAACACCCCAAAAACAGUUCAGGAACAGACGGGUACAGAUACAUUUUGACACCAGCAACAGGUGACAGUCCAGUUGCUGAUGUUACAAAACCUAGGGUGCAGCCAGACUACUAGACUGCUGUCUGAAUUGAGGAACUCUAUAGGUAACAAUGAGACAGGCCACAGGACACAGCAGUGACAACCAGAGGAAGAAUGCAACUCAGGCUGGAUCUGUUGUGUUUCUCUCCAACCCUUUGAUGAGUGAUAUUGAUUCAGAUUGGUCCCCCAUUCAUGAUGCAGCCUACAAUGGACGUGUUCUCACACUGAGAAACCUAAUAGCUCAGAGAACGUGUGUCAACCUGGCCACUCUAGAAAGAGUCUCUCCCCUUCAUGGAGCCUGUCUGCAGGGACACACUGCCUGUGCCAAGUUACUGAUAGAAAAUGGGGCAAAUGUGAACGUCCCCACGUUGGAGCAGACCACCCCCCUGUCAGAGGCCUGUGCCCGGGGCCACGUGGCCUGUGUGACCCUGCUCCUCCAGCACGGAGCCUCACCCGAAGGAUACAGCCUCUCAGCCUCCCCCAUCCACCAGGCCGCAGCCAAAGAUCAGGGGUCAUAUUCUGAAGGACAGACUCCUAAUAGAUAGACAGAUCCUCUGUGGUUAGGGUUGCAAAAUUCUGGGAACUUUCACUAAAUUCCCGGGUUUUCUAGAAAUCCUUGUUGGAGGUUACAGAUUUCCGGCUUAAUCUCUUCUGACUCCGGGAAACCCCCAACCGGGAUUUGGGGAAAACCGGGGAAUUUAUUGAAAGUUCCUAGAAUUUUGCAACCCUAUCAGUGGUGCGUCAACCAAGGCGGUAGCCACGUGAUUAACUGAAGACUGCACUGCAGUUUGUGCCAAAGUAAUAAAGGGAAAACCCCGUAGAGAUGACAAAAUGUUGCCGAAAAUAACAUAAUGAAGGGAUCACGAUGCAUGCUUUUCUUCUCUUAAAGGUUCAUAUACAGUAGCUAUAGCACUUUGACAAAGAUGAAAGUCAAAAGGUGUCAGCUUUUAUCAAAUAAAAAAGAGCACCAUUACCUAAGAAUGUACUGUUGUUGCAGUAAUUUAUGGGAGAUGCUGUCAUCUUUCCUUUUUUGAAAUACUUAGGAACAAAAGAGCAAUUUGUUAAGCCAUGGUCACGUUGAUUUAAUUUGUUAUGUGUAAUGAGAUGUAUCAUUCCCUAGAUUUAGAUACAGUCAGCACUUUUUCAAAGCAGAUCGCACGCACUGUUCUUUAUUCCUUGAAGAUAUCUCUGUCCAGGUCACCCAGAAUGCAUUGAGUCUCAGGUUCAUCACGGGGCAGAUGUUGAUCAACACACUGACCAAUCAGGCUCCCCACUCUACACUGCCUGCACCAAUCAGCAUCUGAGCACUGUGAAGAAAUUGCUUCAGCUAGGUAUGAAAGUGGAUUCUCUUCCAUUUAUCUAGUCUAGAUACUGUAGAAUCUGGACUAGACAUUGACCAGUGUGCUUCUAUCACAAGGUUCUGCUGUAUAUAAUACAUUUUACCAAGAUAGCCACGGCACAUCAAGUACACUACAUGACCAAUAGUGUCGAACGCCUCAUUCCCAAAUCAUGGGCAUUAUAAUGGCGUUAGUCCCCCCUUUGCUGCUAUAAUAGCCUCGACUCUUCUGGGAAGGAUUUCCACUAGAUGUUGGAACAUUGCUGUGGGAACUUGCUUCCAUUGAGACACAAUAGCAUUUGUGAGAUUGGGCACUGAUGUUGAACGAUCAGGCCUGACUCGCAGUCGGAAUUCCAAUUCAACACGAAGGUGUUCG
Molecule: messenger RNA, 1881 nt
Organism: Oncorhynchus tshawytscha (Chinook salmon)
Lineage: Eukaryota; Metazoa; Chordata; Actinopteri; Salmoniformes; Salmonidae
Product: ankyrin repeat and SOCS box protein 9
Exons: 4
Coding region: 241-714 (157 amino acids)
Biological process (GO): positive regulation of protein catabolic process; protein ubiquitination
Molecular function (GO): protein binding
Source: RefSeq, a predicted model, not a curated record